UUUUUUACAGCGACAGCAACAGUGAUGCAAUAGCAAUUACAAAUCCGUGAUGGCGUGAAAAGUAUCAUGCUGUGCGCAGCUUUUGGAGGCUUAUUAUCUUUUGGAGGAUUAUAAUUGACGUAUAUAAGUAUCAACAUGCGCGGCAUCCUUUUCCUGCUCUUCGAAUCGUCGAAUUUUCCUUGCAGCCCUGUGCGGAACUAAUUAAUUACAAGAAAAAUAUUUUAUUUCGAGACAAAACGAGACACGAUAAUCACUGGUGGUGCGCGAGAACCGCAAGUGAAGCAUCUCCAGUGAAUCACCUUUUUCUUCUAGUGCUACUAGUACUACGACGCGACAAAGCCAAUCAAUAUACCGACAGCGAGGACCACGUGGACGUGUGCGUUACAAUACAGCGACCAGCCGAAAGUUUCUCUUGCACGACUGAAGAAAACGUAAACGACGAGCACAUUCGUGUUGAAUUAAGGCACGACUUUUGGAGAAGGCGAAGAAUAACCAACUGUUGCUGUUGUUGGUAUCCGUAGUCCGUACGUCGCAACUGGGAAUGGCAUAAGUACUUACCCAUGAUACGCUUACGCAUACUCAAAUGUAUGAUCACUUCGACUUCUAGUACAGUAGAACAAGGACAGUACUGGGCAGAAGAACAAGAACGAACUACAGUAGCAGUACUUGUGAGGACUUGCCGCCAAGAACUACAGUACUUGUGACUUACUUGUGAGGACUUGCCGCUGAUGCAGAGUGAUGGGUGCUGACUUCUCGAGCUUUUUGAGUAGAGAGGAUCCUGUUGCUUCUAUAGUAGACUUAUUUGACGACCGCGUUGAUCCUUCUCUUACCCCAGAACAAUCGCAGAAACGUGCGAAAGCAAAAGAAAUGAAGUUCAGGUAUGCCUUUUUUUGUCGGUGCUAGUAAGUAUUUAAAUUUUGUUCGCAGGCAGGGGUUGGUAGAAGCUCUGUAAUAGUUUUCAAUUUCAAUAUAAUAGUACUUAUCGCAGUCUAGAAAUGCUCUCGACUACAUCGUUUUACUUCUUGAUUUUGUCAUUUUCUUUCACAGUAUGACUAUGCUCCUCGUCCUUCUUCCACAAACAACAAGACACUAUAUCACUGUAUAACACAGAAAACUCGCGGACGAGAUGAUUAAGUCAGAGGCGAAGACUGACUUUAGGUUGCCUUAUCUAAAAGAGGUCUCUUGCACAUCAGAAGAGCUGACAAAGAGCGGCGACUCCCCAGCCAAUAAGAGUGAUGGCACCUCCACGUCAUCAGAUUCCGACGAGAAAAGGAUAAAACGUGGCAUACCAAUAAAAUACUUCACAGAACACGAGACACUCAGGUACAAUUUCUUCAUACUACUAGUACCUACUAAAAAUCAUAAUGUUCUUGAACAAUGAACAAGCAGCUGUUCAUCAAGGAAACAAGAGGGAAAAUCAUACGGUCAGUCUUAUCUAUAUUACCUUGUUUGAAUGAGCGUUGAAUGCUCUAAUACGACUUUCCUGUCCCAUUCAUCCCUCGAACAGGUGGCAAUGGGAAGAGGCAGGGGAGACAAGGUAUGCAAGCUUGAUAGGGGUCGCUGGCGGUACGACAGCGGGUGCUUGGCAAGAUGAAAUUAAAUGAUUUAAAUUUAUGUAUUUGAGGGAGAGGGUUCUACUUCGUAUCGUUGUCAGAUGCAGUUCUGCAACAGAUGAAGUGCCACCUGCAGCGUCGCCACACGCUUUCAAGGGGUAGAGAAGAUCAUGGAACCAUCCUCGCAUUCUGUAUCUAUCCGUGAAAAAAAAAAUCACAUCAGAUGAUACAUGACUGGCAAUGACAUUUCACACUGGAGGACGUUGUUGCAAGGAGAUUAAUAGAUUUAGAUUUACCUUAUUCACUGCCACGUUUUCUUGUUGGGCAACCCAGUUGCAUAUUUUUAAAGUCUACAACUCCUGCUAGUGCCACACGAGUCAGAGUGCUUCAUUUUCAUCCCUCACACUUUCUGCUCUCAUUGUGGUUUUGACCUCCUCUCUUCACGUUUCUACUCAUCUACUACCUGUACCUCCAACCAACAUCUAACGACUUUUCUACAUGGAAGAACUAGCAGCUAGCCCUAGGCACCUUUGGAUUAUAGAGAUACAUACAGGAAGAAAAACUGUAAACCAACGACGAGCAGAAAACAACUGCGCUUUUGUAGCAAAAAGCUCCUGCAGCAUGGCAA
This is a messenger RNA of Amoebophrya sp. A25, 2181 nucleotides long. Lineage: Eukaryota; Dinophyceae; Syndiniales; Amoebophryaceae. The record is from the annotation of a GenBank genome assembly.